CAACCCACUAUCGCUCUCACCGAUCCAUGAACAAAGACUAUUCUAACCAGUCUGUCACCAGUGGUGGUGGGGGCGAUUUUCAAUGGCCGCGUCCAGUAAUGACGUUACAGCCACUCACGACCCCAUGCCUGGACCCGCGCCAUGAGCAGGUGCUUUCCAAGCAUCUCAUUCAUAGCAUGGAUUUCUAUGUCAAAACUCGCAUGGAUUGGGUGGCUUAUGCUGGAACGGUAGCGUUAAUGAUGGGCAUUGAUCAGCCCGUCACACUCAUGGAGGAUGCGGCCGAUCACAAAGUAGUGUGCGUAUGGUCCAUCAACGACACAGCGGCUGCCAAAGAGCGGAUGCUCCUGCAUUUCUACGUCACCGGGCCUUCCUCCUCUCUUCCCGUCCGUGUUGCAGCCGCCAUUCGAGAACUCUGGGAACGCAUCGUUGGCUUCGACAAUGUCAGCAUCACAUUCCUUCCAUGUUCAGUUGUGCAACGCAUUGCGAUUCGGCGACAUGAGGACGACUACACAGUAAUUACGGUAACACUGGACCCUUCAUUCCGCUCGCUGUUGUCCGAGCACGUGUCGGACAACGGUGGCUUCCCUCACUUAUCUCGGAUGCUAUUUGCGGGUGGCUACGGAAUGAGUUUGAAGCGCAGGUGGUGGUUUCCGGACGAAACUACUCGUCAAGAGAUUUUGCGGCGAGUCGCGGUCGGGUUAUGUUAGUUCUAUUCGUCCCUGUGCAUAGUUUAUGAGAUUAGUAGUACGGCUGUGUCGUUCCCUCAUGAUGCCUCCUCAGCGUGAUGUGUGCGCAGCUUUACAUUAACUACCAAAGUUGACAAUGGCAUAACGUACAUAGAUAGGUUUCACG
Molecule: messenger RNA, 852 nt
Organism: Coniophora puteana RWD-64-598 SS2
Lineage: Eukaryota; Fungi; Basidiomycota; Agaricomycetes; Boletales; Coniophoraceae
Exons: 4
Coding region: 27-707 (226 amino acids)
Source: RefSeq, a predicted model, not a curated record